Messenger RNA from Oncorhynchus keta (chum salmon), 3039 nucleotides. RefSeq names its product monocarboxylate transporter 4-like. The coding region runs from base 192 to 1601 and encodes 469 amino acids. The record is from RefSeq and is a predicted model, not a curated record. Gene Ontology annotation, molecular function: monocarboxylic acid transmembrane transporter activity. The transcript has 7 exons. Gene Ontology annotation, biological process: monocarboxylic acid transport; transmembrane transport. Gene Ontology annotation, cellular component: membrane. Lineage: Eukaryota; Metazoa; Chordata; Actinopteri; Salmoniformes; Salmonidae.
GUUGUUUUGAACGUGGCAUUAGUCACCGCAAAUGGGUUUCCAGAAAAUCGCAGCCGUGCCGAAAUAAAUACUCACAUGAGGAGGCGUGAACGCAUGGUCCAGACCAGAAGACGUUACAGACAAAGCUUCGUCAGGUAAGAACAACAGUUGACGGAACAGACGGUUGAGGGAAUCUCCUAGCAGAGAGGAUCAUGGGAGGAGCCGUGGUAGAUGAUGAGCCUAGUGAUGUCAAGGCACCAGAUGGAGGGUGGGGCUGGGCAGUGCUCGCCGGGGGGUUCGUCAUCACUGGGUUCUCCUACGCCUUCCCCAAGGCCGUCAGUGUGUUCUUCAAGGAGUUGAUCAGGGAGUUCGGCGUGGGAUACAGCGACUGUGCAUGGAUUUCUUCUAUACUGUUGGCCAUGCUCUACGGCACAGGUCCACUGUGCAGUGUGCUGGUGAACAAGUUUGGGUGUCGGCCAGUGAUGAUGGUGGGAGGGCUCUUUGCCUCCUUGGGAAUGGUCCUGGCCUCCUUGGCCACCAGUAUCAUACACAUCUACAUCUGUACUGGAGUUAUAACAGGUCUUGGCCUGGCGCUGAACUUCCAGCCGUCUCUGAUCAUGCUGAAUCGUUACUUUAGUGAGAAGAGGCCUCUAGCUAAUGGACUAUCUGCUGCUGGGAGCCCUGUGGCCCUCUGCUGCCUCUCUCCUCUGGGACAGGUGCUGCAGUACCACUAUGGCUGGAGAGGCGGCUUCCUUAUCCUGGGGGGCCUGCUGCUCAACUGCUGCGCCUGUGGGGCCCUGAUGAGGCCCCUGGUGGGCCCCAAGAAGACCCAGGACCAGGAGUUGCAGGCUGUGGGUGAAGCAGAAAGAAAGCUCAAGCCUAAGAAAAAGCUCCUGGAUUUUAGUGUAUUUAAAGACAGAGGUUUCCUCAUCUAUGCCAUAGCUGCGUCCAUCAUGGUACUGGGCCUUUUUGUGCCGCCUGUGUUUGUGGUGAGCUAUGCCAAGGAGAUGGGGAAUGAAGACACCAAGUCUGCCCUCCUCCUCACCAUCCUGGGGUUCAUUGAUAUCUUCGCCCGCCCCACAUGUGGGCUGAUUGCGGGGAUGAAGUGGGUCCGGCCUAGAUGUGUGUAUCUCUUCAGCUUCGCCAUACUCUUUAAUGGCAUCACCGAUGUCAUCAGCUCACAGGCGACAGACUACCCUGGUCUGGUGGUGUUCUGUAUCUUCUUCGGGCUCUCUUAUGGGAUGGUGGGGGCGCUGCAGUUCGAGGUUCUCAUGGCCAUCGUGGGCACAAAGAAGUUCUCCAGCGCUUUAGGGCUGGUGUUGCUCAUGGAGGCUAUCGCUGUGCUGGUGGGACCGCCUGGAGCAGGUCGUCUGCUGGACGCCACACAUAACUACAUGUACGUGUUCCUGCUGGCUGGCUGUGAGGUCAUUCUGGCCUCCAUCGUCAUCUGCACGGGCAACUUCCUGUGCAUCAAGAAGAAGCCAGAUGAGCCUGAGGCCCAUCUAGAGAAUGGCGCCCCCAUAGAGAUGGAGAAGCUCAACAGCCUGCUGGAGGCGGAAGGAGGAGAGCAUGAGAGGGCGCAGCCGGUGGGGGUGAGGGGUGGCGCCGCAGAGGCAAAAUAGGGAGUGGAAAAGAAUGGAGGGGUGGGAAACCCAGAGACAGCUCUGUGAUGGAGAGAGAAGGGAUAUUUGUUAAUUGAUUUUUAGAGCGACUGACAAGCUUUUAUGAAACACUACCAAUAGGGACUAACAUAAGAAUACACACGCUGGCAGGGAUGAAGAGAAGGAUGGAUUGCAUUGUGCUGUACAUGUGUUGUAUGCUUUAAUAUACACAGCAAAUUGACCAGUGUUACCUUGUGCUUUUUCAGGGUAACAUUUUUGUUUUGAUUCUGGAGUAAAAUUAACUCUAAGGGUUAAAUUGACACUGAGUGGUGUAAUAGAACCCCAGUAUCUGUUAAUAACCGAUGUUGUGAACCAAAACCACAGCCAUCAUGUUUCCCAUAAUGUUCAAUGCAGGUGAUUUAAAAAAAAAAAAAAAAAAAAAAUGUUUGCGCGGAGGGGGUGUACAUUUAUUAAUGUUGUGCUACUCAAAUAUAAAUUCCAUACAUUUUUCUAAACUAAUCCAAUGUGUUACUUGGAUGUAUUGCACACAUUACUGAAAUGGUUGUCCAGUUUAAAUGCAUUUGAUACUCAUAUUUUAGUCUUCCCAACCCUGGCAGUCAUUCUGAAUAAAAGUUGAGUGAAUACAAAUUCCUAAUGUUGAUGUUCCCACUCUGGCUGAAUUCCAAUUGGAAUUACACAUUACUUUGCAAGCCAUCAUAAAUAUGAAUUUCAGGCCUGAUGUGGCCUGUAAACCAUGUGUUUCUGGCCACUGUAUUGGGGUAAAACUAGGCUCUCAACAUAAGGCCUUAUGAAGUAUGUAGAGUGGGGCAAAAAAGUAUUGUCAGCCACCAAUUGUGCAAGUUCUCCCACUUUAAAAGAUGAGAGGCCUGUAAUUUUCAUCAUAGGUACACUUCAACAGACAAAAUGAGGAGAAAAUCACCUUGUAGGAUUUUUAAUGAAUUUAUUUGCAAAUUAUGGUGGAAAAUAAGUAUUUGAAGUGUACCUAUGAUGAAAAUUACAGGCCUCUUUUAAGUGGGAGAACUUGCACAAUUGGUGGCUCACUAAAUACUUUUUUGCCCCACUGUAUUGUUAUAAAGAAUUACAUUUGAAUGAUAACAUUCACUUGGGAUCUCAUUUGGUGAAGGCCACAGGACUGAAAAAUGAAUGAAUGCAGCAACCAUGUCUGUUACUAACAAAUACAGGGUGGUGACUACAAUUCACUCAAGGCAAGGCAUCCUGCGAAGUAUGCAAAUAAUGCUUUACACUGUUAAUUUACCAUUGAAACUGUGGACCCAUAUUAACACUGUUGAUUUAAAACUGGAGAAUUUGCUGUAUACAGACCAGCAGGCACAGCAGGAGGAACACUAUUAAAUGUUAUCUAGAAUCGCACUGCCGCAAACACACACUGCUGUGCCCACAGUACACACACACACAUGCACUCCAGGCACCCAAUAGCGUA